AUGGUUUCUCGUUUUGGGGAUACCUGUCGUCUGACUUCUAUGAUGGUGCUGGUACUUUUAUAUUUUUUUGUGGAAUUAAUAACGGGUCAUCUAACCCGUUCGAUAGCCCUGGUCGCUGAUUCUUUUCAUAUGCUCUCCGACUUUAUGUCACUUGUGGUAGCCCUAGUUGCGACAAGGAUAGCCAAAUGGCCAAGCUCAUCCAAAAACACAUUUGGCUGGCAGAGAGCCGAAGUUGUUGGCAGUUUGGUUAAUACGGUUGUAUUAAUAUCCCUGUGCUUCAACAUCCUAAUUGAUGUUGCCAAACGUUUCAUUGAGCCUCAAAAGACAGACAAACCAAAACUCAUGGUAUUUGUGGGGGCCGGUGGCCUUUUGAUCAAUGCCAUUGGUCUGCUCAUUCUGAGUCACCAUGGCCACUCUCAUGGUCAUGGUUAUAAUGUUGCUGAGAUUACGGUAGGCAUUUAUUAA
This is a messenger RNA of Protopolystoma xenopodis, 465 nucleotides long. The record is from the annotation of a GenBank genome assembly. Lineage: Eukaryota; Metazoa; Platyhelminthes; Monogenea; Polystomatidea; Polystomatidae.